Messenger RNA from Orbicella faveolata, 4268 nucleotides. Its product is annotated as beta-lactamase-like protein 2. NCBI's taxonomy places the organism in Eukaryota, Metazoa, Cnidaria, Anthozoa, Scleractinia, Merulinidae. The record is from RefSeq and is a predicted model, not a curated record.
ACCCCCCGGUGCUCUACAUCAUGCUGGCUAAUGAAAAUUAUCAUUAAUGAAAAACAAUGAAGCUUGCCAUUUGAUUUUGAAUGAAAAAUAGUAUUUGAUUAGUAAAUCUUAUCAACAACACUUACCUGUCUCUAUGUAUGUAUAUACUUUGACGUGUAUUCUUAAACGAGUGAAAAUCAAAUGCCAGCGUCCAUACAAAGAGGCCAUUAGGAUAUUUCUUGCUGUCGAUCGAUGACAGCCAAAAAAAGUGGAAUCUCUAUAUAUUACAGUCUGUCAACAGAGAUGUCAAUCAGUUCCAAAUUCGCCCACGCUUGAAUAUUGGGGCACUGUGAAUAAACAACUACUGCUGGCCGAACUGAAAGGAAUUUUGCGGAGAGUUUAAUACAGUUGUACGCAGUGCACGCUUCUGAUAUCGAUUUCUACGUGAAGCGUGGUCGUGCAGACAUCGCAAGGUCUCGAAAGAUACAGGAAUAUUCAGUAGGUAAUUCUAAAGGGGUCUUGAGGCUUAUCACAGGAUGUGAAAUGUCUGCAGUUGUUCUAGUUCGCGGUUUGAAAAGUCAUUUUGUCUCGCAGCAGUUGGAGGAAAACGGCUACCAUACAAAGUCACCAGAUGACAAAAAACCAACCCGACUACACUUGGAACCAGACCCCAACAUGAACGCGACCAGCCAGGUGGCAAAAUUCGAACCAGAAUCGCCCCAGUCCCCGGGCGCGGACUCGCAGAUGUCGUUUAAUGUUUACGAGGCAAGACUUUCCGGUAGCGGAGAUUCUUGCCUGGGUGCGCUGCUUCCAAACAGUGCGAGCAAGAUAGGCUUCCUUCCAGAUCACCUCACCAAGGACGGCGGCAGGAUGGUGCCAGGAUAUUCAAGACGAAUCCGGCAACUGUCUGUGUGCUUGGUACUUUUCAUUGCGGUGUCUUUGGUAAUGGCUGGCUUGUUCGUGUGGAGAGUGAUUUAUUACGAUUCUGAGGACAAAGCUGAAGCAACGACUUUUAAUAACAAAGAGGAUCCGAAAACCUACUGUCCUGUCCGAGCGAAAGCAGUUCCUUUGAACAUUCUACCCAAAAGCAUUCAAGAUGCACUGACCGAAAUUGAGGAGCGGCUGAAGAAGGCAAACACUAAGGAUGAUACGGUCUCCAUCAUGGCUAACGUUGUGUACAUGGACAAAGUGAUUUGGGAACGUUCAUUUGGUAGAAUGAACAACUCGAACCCCACAGCGCCAAAACUCUCCAGUAGUACAGUGUUCCCUAUAGCAAGUGUUACCAAAGUUUUAACGGCGUUGAUGCUCUACAAGCUUUAUUACGAGAAGAAGGUUAAGUCGCUGGAUGAUCCAUUCACGAAGUAUAUGCCAAAGUUCUCAAUAAAAGAUCCGUUCAAUUCUUACGAGAUCGUCCUGAGGCAAAUGGUUACUCACAUGUCUGGAUUUCCAAGGGAGGCGCCAUGUUUAUCUCAGAAAGGACCGAUGCUUUGUCCAGAUAACAAUACUGUCAUGUUAGAGAGAAUAAGGAAUCUUACGCUUAUUGCUCAACCAGGCGAUAAAGUCAGUUACAGCAAUUUAGGUUUUGGACUUCUUGGUCAAGGACUGGCCUUCUCCCAAAACACUUCCUAUGAAGACUGGACGCGGAAAAACAUUUUUGAUCCACUAGAGAUGCAUGAUUCGGCAUUCAAGUUAACUCCUGAGUUAAGACGGAGAAUUCCCGUGGGGUAUCUGAAAAAGAAACCCCAGGAGCCGGUUGAAUGGGGCUGGGCAAACCCGGCGGGAGGAAUGUUCACCUCCCUAGCAGACAUCGCAAAGUUGGAAAUAAAACUUUUCGAUUCAAUGGAAGAAGAUGACUUUCUUUCGCCUGUUAUGACGGAAGAAUUUUUCUCUCCAGCCUACAUCCUGAAUGGCAAACAGUUCAUGGGAUCUCCCUGGGAGAUGUACCUUAUGAACGGUUACCUUGCAAGAACAAAAACAGGUUACAUGUACGGCUAUACAUCAAACAUCUGUUUGUUUCCUGAGCUGAAACUAGCUUUCAACAUCUUCAACACAGGAAGUUUAAAUGGUCUUUGUACGGAUUUAGCGAGCAAGCUUUUAACGGCAUUUCACGAGGAACUCAUAGCGAGGGAUAAGAAGAAAGAGCAUACAAUCUCAGAAGAGGAAGCAGCGCCAUAUUUAGGAGAGUUUUAUACGAAAGAUGUGCCCACAAUUCGCAGAGUGAUCAUAAAGCACCAAGAAGGACAAAUGCUUUUUUUCGUGGAUAAACUAGAGAAACUUCUUCUUAAUCGUCUCAGUGGAACAACUUUUGAACUUCUUGACCGGAGAAAGGUCAAAUGUAUAUUAAUAGUAGUAAUGGGAAUCAAUCACGAGAAAGUGCACUUUGACGCUCCUGGAAAUUCCACCGGUUGGAUUUCUCCCGGAUUCACAGUGUUUGGAUUUCAUCCGCGAGGCAAAGCCUACUUCUACAGAAAACAGUUAUGAGAUCAUUGUCUUGCUUUACCUGUCUCGCUGUGCGAAUUGUUCUCAGCAGUUAACUUUUUUUUUCUCUACGUUGUUCAGUUUCCAUGUUUGCACUGAACAAGGAUAAUAGUCAUCGCUAACAUGAACCUUAAACGAACUUCAAAGUUUUCAAAAACAAGCAUUUCAUUCCUUAUCCUAGAGAAAACUUUCUGUAGAAUCCUGACAGAAAAGAAAUAGCUUUAAAUGGAACUGGUAGCAAUGAACAGGUCUCGAAGCCCAUUAUCUUCUGUCGCGGGUUAAACGCCCGACAAGAAUUCAGUUUAAGCAGCUUUUAAGGCCCAGGUCAAACGUUGCACUUCACAUGAGACGAACUAAAUUGCAGUUUGAAUCGAUCCAAACGUGUAAAGCUCGACCGCUGGGUCAAACGUCGAACUUACAUCGAAUCUAGAUCUACAUUCAGUCGGACGAACUCAUUUGAGUCAAACGUCGAACUUAUGAUGAAUUUGAUGCUCUCAGUUUAGUUCGUCUCGUGUGAAGUUCGACGGUUGACCUGGGCCUAAGAUUGGUGAUGUAUGUUUAGUGAGAAACAUUUUUAGAUGGGCACAGUGCGAUGGUGGAGAAGUGAAGUCGAGUCGAGUCCAUUUUCGUGACGUGUUCUUGACCGCGAAAAAUGGCGCUUCACUCCACUCAGAUGUAAAAAUAUAUCGAUGCACCUCGUACUACUAGAGAAAAUUCAAAUAAUAUGUAAAUAUGUAUCGAAAAAAGCUAAUGUAUUAGAAAAUAUUGUUCAAUAUGCUGAGGAUAAGCUGCGAUGGACUAGCAGUCCAUCCACGAAUGUAAUAAACAUUUCCUAAAUAUCGUUAUCCAGACGGAGAGCCAAUCCCCUAAAAUUGUAGAAUGGAUGAAGAUCAGUUCAUCAAGAAUUUCAAUAAUAAUAAUAAUAAUAAUAAUAAUAAUAAUAGGUACUGUCAGACAUACCCGCUUUGUAGGUAUGGCUAACAUUUACAAUUACCCUUAAGAGGCACCACAUUGGUUGCAUCGAAUGCCUCGUGCACAGGUAUAAAUAUUCAUAUCAUUUUAUGCCUUUCUGUUUCCUUGUAAAACUUCUACGCUUUUAGAAUCUACCUCAUUAAACCAUGAAGUGUAAUGAAUGAAAUGUGAUAACUGAUAAAUGUGAAUUAGCCUUUCGAUGGAAAUGUUGUCAUAUGCUAGAAAACGUCUAGUAAGGUAGACUCCUUCACCAAAUCAACUAGGGGAUGGACCAUUGUUAUUUGAGUGGGGGUGGGAGAUGAGCAACUGUCUUAGGCAAGCCUUAGGUUGUGCAUACUUGUUUGGGAGGGGGUGGGGGUAGGGUAGGCAAUAGGUUGCGGAAGAAUGCUGUUUUAAAACAUCAAAUUAAUAUAGGAUCUGGUUAGUAGGAAGCACUUGCUGUACAAGAAUUGUUUUUUGGAGAAAAAAACCCAAAUGAUAAAUGUGACCCAAACCCCCCUCUUUCACCACCACCCUCAAAAAUAUAAUGGUCCGUCCCUAAGAACAUUCUCAUCAGUUUUAUUGAGAGUAGCCUGUGGUGCAGCCGGACGUGUCGCAACUGAAUCCUCGAUAUAGUGCGGUGGUGUAGCUUGUCUGUCACGCAGGGUAUAAUUUAAAGCAGUCCCUCCCAGAGCUUCAUACUACAGAACCCAGAAGAUAAGUAAGAGAAAAUACCGUUUAAGGAGGCAAUAAGCAACUUUGAGGGUACUUUCGAAAGUAAUUGUAGGCAUUGUUUUAGCGAAUGUCAUAAGAAAAUCGGUUUUUGCGAAUGUAUUAAAAUAGCGACAUUCUCUCCACUA